Messenger RNA from Suillus subalutaceus, 2082 nucleotides. RefSeq names its product Lecithin:cholesterol acyltransferase-domain-containing protein. Gene Ontology annotation, biological process: lipid storage; triglyceride biosynthetic process. Gene Ontology annotation, cellular component: cytoplasm; perinuclear endoplasmic reticulum. Bases 1 to 2082 code for a protein of 693 amino acids. The transcript has 19 exons. NCBI's taxonomy places the organism in Eukaryota, Fungi, Basidiomycota, Agaricomycetes, Boletales, Suillaceae. Gene Ontology annotation, molecular function: phospholipid:diacylglycerol acyltransferase activity. The record is from RefSeq and is a predicted model, not a curated record.
AUGUCUACCUUGUCGCAACGGAUAAGAACUUGGUCAGCGAGCCAUUCAGAAGCAGCCAAGCCCCCGUCCGAGGGUGACGUUGGAAAAGAACAGGACCUGCCGCAGCUAGUGCAUGAUGUGCAGUUGGAAGCUACACAGCAAGCAAAGUUAUUCGAUGCUCAGAUACACAAGAUGAAGAAAGAACGUCGGUUCUUCGUCAAAGCUCGUUUCCUGUUCCCUCUUGGAAUCAUACUUGGAAUAUUACUAGGCUUCAUCCUCGUCCAGCCUUCAGACUUGCAAGAUAUUCACAGCAACCUGCUUCUCAUCAUGGAAGAGUACGACAUCUCGCUCAAAAUACCAGACAUUGAUCUAUCGCGUGUCGAAUUAGAAUGGAGACGUUUUCGGAACAAUAUCCCGGAGGUUUGGAAGCUGAACAAUGACGGACGCGAGUUUCAGGUCGGGGAGGCGAUGAAGGCGCGAGGCUUGACGGCGCACUAUCCCAUCGUGCUCAUUCCUGGCAUCGUAUCCACCGGUUUGGAAUCUUGGUCUACUUCACCCGAGUAUCGAGCUUUCUUCCGCGAAAAACUCUGGGGAGGCUUCAAUAUGGUCUCACAAGUGAUCUUCAAUCGUGAAAAGUGGAUUUCAGCGAUGAUGCUCGAUCCCGUCACCGGUCUUGACCCUCCGGGUGUCAAAAUUCGAGCUGCAGAAGGGGUAGGUGCUGCAAGUAGCUUUAUGACCGGGUAUUGGCUUUGGUCCAAGAUCGUGGAGAAUCUUGCUGUAGUAAACUAUGACACGAACAAUCUUCACUUAGCUCCAUAUGACUGGAGGCUCUCCAUGUCCAAUCUGGAAGAACGAGACGGGUACUUCUCGAAGUUGAAAGCUACAAUAGAAGGGUUCAAGGCACGACAAGGCAAGAAGACCGUCAUUGCUGCGCACUCAAUGGGUAGUACAGUCAUGCUGGUCCCAGAUAUACUUGGUUGCUUCAAAUGGGUCGAGUCUCCCGAACACGGAGGCGGUGGAUCAGAUUGGGUAGAGAAUCAUAUCGAGUCCUACAUUACCAUCGCAGGGACACAUCUUGGCGUGGCAAAAGCUAUGGCUGCUUUCUUGUCUGGUGAAAUGAAGGAUACAGUGCAGAUGAAUCCUGCUGGCGCAUACGUGCUCGAACGCUUUUUCUCGCGAAAGGAGCGGCAGAAGCUAUUCUGUAGUUGGGCUGGCAGUGCCAGCAUGUGGAUUAAGGGAGGAACGGAUGUUUGGGGCGAUGCCAACUGGGCACCUGAUGACGAGCCCGGAUCAUCACAUACUCAUGGCGAGCUGAUUGCGUUCAGACAAGCAUCCGUGCCACUUUCUGCGCAUAGCAUUACCCCAAGUGUGGAACCAACAAAGAACAUGACGGCUGAUGACGCAAGCACGUGGAUUUUGGAGCGUACUCCUUCAACAUUCCAGAAAAUGUUAUGGACCAACUACUCGUUCGGUAUCGAGCGGAAUGAACAGGUGCUCAAGAAGAACGCCCUAGAUCCGAGGAAAUGGACAAACCCUUUGGAAGUGCAGCUGCCAAAUGCGCCUUCUAUGAGGAUCAUCUGUGUUUACGGUCAUGGAAAAGAAACUGAAAGAUCAUACUGGUAUGCUCACGGACCACACGAAUACGAAGAAUCGUUUGUAGAGGUUGAGCAUUCGACUUGCACCGACCCUACCGACAAAUGCAAUUAUGCACGCCCACCAUCAGAUAUGUCAUUUUCCAGGGCGAACAGGAUAGAUGCUGAUUACACGCAAGAGACCACAACGCCCAAGGUGCGCAAUGGCGUAAAGAUGGGUGAAGGGGAUGGCACCGUCAGCCUAUUGAGCCUGGGAGCGAUGUGUGCAGAAGGCUGGAAGAGACCAAGAUGGAAUCCGGGAGGAAUAAAAGUCACCACUGUUGAGCUCCCUCAUCAACCCGCCCCCAACAUCCCUCGGGGUGGAGCAAAUACUUCAGAUCAUGUUGACAUCCUUGGGUCGACAGGUCUGAAUGAGCUCAUACUAAAAGUUGCCACUGGUGCUGGUAAUGAGAUCGAGGAUCGCUUUGUCUCUCGCAUUAGGGAGUUUGCUCAGAGAGUGCGGUGGGAUUGA